This is a messenger RNA of Fraxinus pennsylvanica, 3198 nucleotides long. Lineage: Eukaryota; Viridiplantae; Streptophyta; Magnoliopsida; Lamiales; Oleaceae. The record is from the annotation of a GenBank genome assembly.
AUGAACUUCCCAAAUGGAGAAUCGCUACCUUCGUGGGUGGAUAAUGAGACUGCGUCAGAUUGUUGUCAAUGGGAACAAGUUAAAUGCAGCAAUAUCACUGCACGAGUAAUCGAACUUAAUCUUUAUUACGCAAGGAUUCGGAGAUUAGGAGAUUGGUAUUUAAAUGCCUCUCUAUUUCUUCCUUUUGACGAGCUCAUAAAUCUCUCUUUAGAGGGGAAUAAUUUAGUAGGAUGGAUUGAGAAUGAAGGUAUUGAUAGAUUGUCAAAAUUGAGAAAUUUGGAGGCCCUUGAUCUGAGUAGCAAUUUUUUCAAUCGCAAAAUUUUGUCAUCUCUUAAUCGGCUUUCUUCUCUCAAGUAUCUGGGAUUUAGAUACAACUCAUUAAGGAGAAAAAAUUACGGCAAUAGUCGUGAAAGACUCUUCGGAUUAAACAAGCUAGAAGUUCUUGAUUUCAUGGGUAAUAAUGAUAUUAGCGAUGGCGACAUUCUAUCGGUGCUAAAUCUAAAUGAUUUUAUCAAUUUGAAGAAGCUCGACCUAAGUGACAAUCAAUUUACAAGCUCGGGUACCAUUUAUGGUCCAAAAUAUUUGAAGGUCCUUAAUUUACAAUCAAAUAACUUCGAUAAUCGCAUUUUCUCUUCACUUCACGGGCUAUCAUCACUCAAGUCUCUAGAUCUCUCUUGGAAUGGACUAAAAGGAACCAUCCAAAUGAAAGAUUUACAUGCUUUGAGUAAUUUGGAGGAGCUUGAUCUAAGUAAUAAUGAGAUCGACAACUUCACAACUCCAAUAGAGUUGAGACUUUUAAGAACGCUAGAGAAGUUGUUCUUGGACAGUUCUGCCGUGGAUGGAAACUUUCUACAAGGUAUUGGAGCUAUGACAUUCCUCAAGAUUUUAUCUUUGCCUAGAUGCAGACUCAAUGGCACCCUUCCCAUUCGAGGGUGGUGUGACCUUAAAAACCUCCAAGAGUUAAAUCUGAGUUGGAAUGAGUACGAAGGAAUACUCCCUACAUGUGUUGCAAAUAUGACAUCUCUUCGAUUAAUUGAACUUUCUCACAAUAAGUUGACUGGAAAUAUUGCCUCAUCUCCACUUUCCAAACUCACAUCCCUAGAAUAUCUCUCCAUAUCAAGUAAUAACUUUACAGUUCCAAUUUCUUUCAAGGCAUUCUUUAAUCAUUCAAACUUGAAGUUCAUAUUUUUGGAAAACAAUGAAAUAAUAAAUGAAAAUGAGUUGGGAAAUUGGGUUCCUAAGUUUCAACUAGAGGUUUUUAGUAUGUCAAAUUCUAGAGGCCUUCCAACACUACCCAACUUCUUUUACUAUCAAUCCAACUUGAGAAUUCUUUAUCUCCCAAAGAACAACAUUCAAGGGAAUUUUCCAACUUGGUUGUUAGAGAACAAUACAAGACUUAGGAGACUUUACCUGAGUGAUAAUGCUUUUACAGGACCUCUCAAGUUAUCAUCAAGCACCAAUCCCAACAUGGAGACUUUCGAUGUAUCUAAUAAUAAGUUAAAUGGACAUAUUCCGACUAACAUAGCUUCAGCUUUUCCAAAUUUGGUUGCAUUAAACAUGUCAACAAAUAUGUUUGAUGGGUCUGUACCUUCUAGUUUCGGUGACUUAAAAUCUAUAAAAUUUAUAGACUUGUCGGUCAAUAACUUGACAGGCAUGAUGCCGCAAGAAUUAGGUAUGGGAUGCUUUUCUUUGUUUUUUUUCAAGAUAUCGGAUAAUAAAAUGCAAGGACAAAUAUUUCCAGAAUCUACCAACCUACCAAGCUUGAAAUAUUUAUAUCUGGAGGGCAAUGAUUUCUCGGGCACCAUACCAAGUAGCUUGUCUACCAGCCCUCUAGUAGUGUUAGACAUUAGUAACAACCAUUUGUCUGGCAUAAUUCCCUCAUCAGUGGGUAAUAUGACAAGAUUGGAGCAAGUUUCUUUGUCUAAUAACCAGCUUGCGGGUCCGAUCCCGGUGGAAAUUUGCAAUCUCGAUUCUCUUGGCCUCUUAGAUUUAUCUAAGAACAAGUUAUCUGGUUCAAUUCCAUCUUGCUUCAAUCCAUCAAGCAUAAGUCAUGUCUAUCUGAACGAUAACCAAUUGGAAGGUGAGCUCACAUAUGCAUUUCAUAAUAGCUCUUCUUUGGUGUCAUUGGAUCUUAGAGAGAAUAAGUUCACUGGAAGUAUCCCUCAAUGGAUUGGCAAUCUAUCAAGCUUGAGCAUUAUUCUUCUCAGAGGUAACCAUUUUGAAGGCAUAAUCCCUCACCAAUUUUGUGAGAUGAAAAAACUAAGCAUGAUAGACCUUUCUUUCAAUAGUCUUUCGGGUCAAAUUCCGCUCUGCUUUGGUAACAUUACGCUGGAGGUAACCACGAAGAAGUCUGUAUUGGUUCUGGAAUUUAUCAGCUCUUCAAUUUUUUCAUUCAUUUCUUACAUGGAUAAGGUUGAGUUAGAAAGGGACUAUCACGUGUCUUUCCACAAAACUGAAGAUUUCAAAUUAACUGAUGUACCAAUUACAGUGACAUUCGUGACAAAGGGAAAUUCUUAUUCUUACAAAGGUAGCAUCCUCAGUUACAUGUCAGGAAUUGAUCUCUCUUCUAAUAAAUUAUAUGGUGAAAUUCCGGAUGGCCUUGGAAAGUUAAGUGAGAUCCAUGCACUCAACUUGUCCCACAACAAUCUUACUGGAACAAUUCCAGCAACAUUCUCAAACCUACUUCAGAUAGAGAGCUUAGAUCUCUCCUAUAACAACUUAGGUGGGAGGAUCCCCACUGGUUUGAGUGAGUUAAAUGCUUUGGCAGUCUUCAGUGUGGCUUAUAACAAUCUAACAGGUAUGAUACCAGAUAAAGGUCAAUUUGGAACAUUUGAUGAAGGAAGCUAUCAGGGAAAUCCUUAUCUUUGUGGUCGCCCAUUACCUGUCGAUUGCACGAGCACCGAACCAACGCAUGUCCUGACAUCUGCUGAUGAUGAAAGUUCUGUUGAUGUCACUUUGGAUAUUGCACAAGAUCUUCUGAAAGCUGCCGAUCAGUGUCUUUUGGAGGGGCAUAAGCGGCCGUGUGAAUAUGCGAUUGCACAGGACAUUUCUGUAGAGAAUGUCUCUCUCAUGUUUGAGUUAUCGGAGGGCAUUUCGGUGUAUUCAGAUCGUUGGCUUGACUUCAUAAGCAAUUUCUACAAUGUGAGCCCCUGUGCUCAUUUUUCUCUUUCCAAGUUGCUGAUGCAAUUUUGGACAUAA